UUUGAGUGAACUGCACGCUUUCUCCUUCGUCAUUACGUUAGUGUGUGUGUUGUCUGUGGUUUCCUAGGCUCUCGUGAUUCGUCCAGAGAGAGUCCUUGCGUAACACAAGCCUAAUGACGCCAUGACCUCAUCGACAAUCCGGUAUAUUUUCCCUCUCGGUUGUAUAUCAUUUGGCCAUUCGGAAAGGGCAUUGAACCGUUUCAGUGAUGUUUGAGUUUCAACUUACGUGAACGGACCGUUUUUUCAUUUUUUUCUUCUUAGCGGCGCGAUGUCGUCGUCUGCUUCGUAAGUAAUCUUCAGUCUUAUCAGGAAGCGAGGAGAAAAUAAUGAGGUUUACAACUCAGAGAGGAUUGUGGAUGGUGUUGGCAGCAGGUGGGUGGACCUGCUUCCUCCUACUGUACCUGGUCUAUCCGACGCAAAUACCCUAUUAUCUGGAUCGGUUCGGCGACAGGGAGGACCCAUCGACCUCCUACUUGAACCUGAAGGAGCACGAGCCGCCCUUGAAUUCAGUGAUGCUCCUCGAAGGUUACAACAACACCCGCCUUACUUUGCGCAUGUACUGUGCUUUGGAGUCGGCCGCCCGCGCUCACUACCCCACGCCCGUCGUCUUGUUCAUGACAGCGAAGAGAUGCAGUACACCAGGUUACAUUAGGGUUGUAAAGAUACUACUUGUGUUGAACACUGGCUUUGCAAUUGCCAGCUCUGCCAGCCCCUCGACUCGACUCACUUGUGAUAGGAGUACCGGCAUCAGCAUGUUAGGGUCAAAUCCGGGGCGAAAAAGGAACUGGCCGCUCUACCGCCAUCCCACUGAAUGUAUGUUCUUACGUCCACUUGAAGAGGAGACCAACAUUGACUUUGGUGAUGCUUGUAAUUAA
Penaeus chinensis is the source of this 875-nucleotide messenger RNA. RefSeq lists its product as uncharacterized. NCBI's taxonomy places the organism in Eukaryota, Metazoa, Arthropoda, Malacostraca, Decapoda, Penaeidae. The record is from RefSeq and is a predicted model, not a curated record. The coding region runs from base 327 to 875 and encodes 182 amino acids. The transcript has 3 exons.